Messenger RNA from Plasmodium reichenowi, 336 nucleotides. RefSeq lists its product as hypothetical. The transcript is spliced from 2 exons. The coding region runs from base 1 to 336 and encodes 111 amino acids. The record is from RefSeq and is a predicted model, not a curated record. Lineage: Eukaryota; Apicomplexa; Aconoidasida; Haemosporida; Plasmodiidae.
AUGGGAUUUCAUAUACAACGAUAUAUUGCUAUGAUGGGUAGAGGCAUAAAUCCCAAAACAUGGAAAAAAUUAUGGGUUGAUAGUAAAAAUAAACAAAUAAUUCAUGUAUACAAUGAUGUAGCCGAAUUUAUGAAUAAUCAAAUAGCUCAAGUUGUACGCGUGUACCAGUACAGAUAUUGGUGGUGGGCUAACCCUUUUGGUAUGGGAUUAAUUUUUUACCUUGGAUAUAAAACUUGGUAUAUGGUUUACAUAAAUCAUAAACAAAGGAAAGUUGCACAAGUAGUUGCUUCUGCUUAUGGACAAGGAGGACAGUGGCUCAAUCCAGUACCCAAAUAA